Messenger RNA from Corticium candelabrum, 765 nucleotides. RefSeq lists its product as uncharacterized. The transcript has 3 exons. The coding region runs from base 81 to 593 and encodes 170 amino acids. The record is from RefSeq and is a predicted model, not a curated record. Lineage: Eukaryota; Metazoa; Porifera; Homoscleromorpha; Homosclerophorida; Plakinidae.
GAGCCCAGUUUUGUUGCACUAUAGUCACUUCAUCUCUCUCUCUCAGUAGGAACGCUAGGACUUUGGUGCGACUAAGGAUCAUGACGACUACUUGGUUCAUUGUUGUCGCCGUCUGCAUCGCGACGACUACCGCAGGCGAGCCCGGUUGUUAUGCACCAGACUAUUGCAACGACCUCAUAAACGUGACUAUGACUUCACAACGAGAGGCGCUAGCAAACUCUACUCAAUGCUCGCCCUCCGGUCCAUGCGGACACACCUGCUGUCCGAUCAUUGUCAAGCCAAGUUGUAUAAGUCCUCCGAACGUGUCGUCGGUUAUUGAAUCAUAUAGCGGAUAUCGUGCAAACGCAGCCAUCAUUACCGCCUGGGGAAACUGCCCCACCAAAAACGGUUUCUUUUGGUGGGUGGACUGGGGUGACGGCACCAAAUCCUACGGCGACAGAGACGUACAGGGACCGUAUCAAGAAGUACACACAUACUACGGCGGCUGCUACCGCAGCUACCUCGUCGUGGCGGCGUACUGCGCCAUUCCACACACUGCCUCUCAACAUCCGUGCUGUGACUACUAUUGCAGACGUAUCGAUGUACAUGCUUGAUGGCACUUCCACAGAGUCUGCCUGCAACAAAGAGGAAACAGACCGAGCAGUGACAAAAUAGUCCUGCUGUACGUAGUCGCAGCUGAAUGUACGUGUUUGCUUCGAGUCUCGCACGCAAUUUGAUCUGAAACUUGCAAUUGUCAGAAAAACCCAAUAAAACUAGUUUAUGGAA